Strigops habroptila (Kakapo) is the source of this 868-nucleotide messenger RNA. RefSeq names its product transmembrane protein 243 (gene TMEM243). The coding region runs from base 106 to 462 and encodes 118 amino acids. Lineage: Eukaryota; Metazoa; Chordata; Aves; Psittaciformes; Psittacidae. The transcript is spliced from 4 exons. The record is from RefSeq and is a predicted model, not a curated record.
GGGAGGGGGCGUGCCCGUGCGCGCGGCGGGGGCGCGCGGAGCGGCGCGGGCACGCGCGGAGGGCGCUGAGGCGCAGCAUGAGGGCGCGCCCCCCGCCCCCGCGCCAUGGAGGGGUUCACCGGCCGCGGGUACGGCACGGGCGGGCCCGACAACCGGCCGCUCUUCGGGGAGACCUCGGCCAGGGACAGAAUCAUCAAUCUAGUUGUUGGCGGCUUAACGUCCUUGCUGCUUGUUGUCACUCUAAUCAGUGCUUUUGUCUUCCCGCAACUACCUCCAAAGCCCGUGAAUGUAUUUCUUGCUUUCUGCAUCUCCUUGUGUUGCAUCUCUGCUGGCAUACUUAUCUACUGGUAUCGACAAGGAGACCUGGAACCUAAAUUCAGGAACCUGAUUUACUAUAUAUUGUUUUCUAUUGUCAUGUUAUGUAUAUGUGCCAACCUGUACUUCCAUGAAGUGGGUAAAUGACGGACAUGGGGAAGCCCCAGCAGUGAUGCUGCCGUGUCAGACCGCUUCCAGCUCAGCUCUCAGCUCUGCUCGAGACGUUGACGUGAGGACGAUCAGCCUGAGAGGAAAGAAGUGGGUUGUGCAAGGAUAAAUCAGUACAUGAUUUUCAUGUAAAUGUAUAUGUAAUGUCCCUCUUGGUGGGGAGAAUUAUUGCCGUAAGACGUGACAUUCUGCUUUUUUUUGAAGAGCUCCUGUUGCGCUUGAUGAACAUUCCAGUUGUGCUGAUGGUUCAGAAUGGCACAAGCUUUUUCAUUUUGGAAAAACAAAACCCCUGCAUUUUUUUAUUACUGUACAAACCAAACUGCAGCAUUGCAAAGGAUCUGUAGCAGUACAAAUAAAUGGGCAUCUUACAGUUCCAUAAGACAAA